Molecule: messenger RNA, 1915 nt
Organism: Lontra canadensis (Northern American river otter)
Lineage: Eukaryota; Metazoa; Chordata; Mammalia; Carnivora; Mustelidae
Gene: BLK
Product: BLK proto-oncogene, Src family tyrosine kinase
Exons: 13
Coding region: 358-1860 (500 amino acids)
Biological process (GO): cell differentiation; protein phosphorylation; cell surface receptor protein tyrosine kinase signaling pathway
Cellular component (GO): extrinsic component of cytoplasmic side of plasma membrane
Molecular function (GO): ATP binding; non-membrane spanning protein tyrosine kinase activity; signaling receptor binding
Source: RefSeq, a predicted model, not a curated record
GCCCAGGGUCUGAGAAAGACCAGCUGCUUGUGGUCCUUCCUCCCAGGCUUUUCUGGGUCAGCGGUGCCCACUGGACCCAGUGAAGCCACAGACGCCUUCAAAGUGUUCCAUGGGAGGGGCGGGGCUCCUUGGAGGAAGCUGGUGAAGCUCUGACCACAGACCGGGGAGCAUGCCACCUCUGCUGGUGCUUGCCGCCAGCAGGAAGCCACAAGCUACGGGAGCCGAUUGAGACAACCACAAUGGGCUUUUUCUUUGGGAUUGUAUCAGGAGUUGCUGGUUAUCACUAGAAGGCUGCGGCAUCACGAGGGUGAUGGGAUUGAAAAAGUUAUGGUGACAAGCUACUGAGCCUUACCAAGGAUGGGAGUGGUGAGCAGCAAAAAGCAGGUGAAGGAGAAGAGUAAGGCCCAAUGGAGUCCUGUGAAGGUCAGCACCCAGAGCAAAGAUCCCCCACCACUGCCACCCUUGGUGCUGUUUAACCACCUGGCUCCUGCACCUCCGGACACGUGUCCAGACCAAGAGGAGCACUUCGUGGUGGCCCUGUAUGACUACAGCUCAGUGAAUGACAGGGACCUGCAGAUGCUGAAGGGGGAGAAGCUACAGAUACUGAAGGAAGUUGGAGACUGGUGGUUGGCCAGGUCUCUCAUCACUGGAAGAGAAGGCUAUGUGCCCAGCAACUUUGUGGCCCGAGUGGAGACCUUGGAAGUGGAAAAAUGGUUCUUUAGAUCAAUUAGCCGGAAAGAUGCUGAGAGGCAGCUUCUGGCUCCAAUCAAUAAGGCGGGUUCCUUUCUUAUCAGAGAGAGUGAAACCAACAAAGGUUCCUUUUCCUUGACUGUGAAGGAUGUGACCACCCAGGGGGAGAUGAUCAAACACUACAAGAUCCGCUCCCUGGAUGAAGGGGGCUAUUACAUCUCCCCCCGCAUCACCUUCCCUACACUCCAGGCUUUGGUGCAGCAUUAUUCUCAGAAAGGGGAUGGUUUAUGCCAGAGGCUGACCCAACCCUGUGUGAGCCUGGCUCCUCAAAACCCCUGGGCCCAGGAUGAAUGGGAAAUCCCCCGGCAGUCUCUCAAGCUGGUCAGGAAACUCGGGUCUGGGCAGUUUGGCGAUGUCUGGAUGGGUUAUUACAAGAACAAUGUGAAAGUGGCCAUCAAGACCUUAAAGGAGGGAACCAUGUCUCCAGAGGCCUUCCUGGCAGAGGCCAACAUGAUGAAAACUCUCCAGCACGAGAGGCUAGUUCGUCUCUACGCCGUGGUCACCAAGGAACCCAUUUACAUCGUGACCGAGUACAUGGCCAGAGGAUGCUUGCUGGAUUUCCUGAAGACGGAUGAAGGUAGCAGAUUGUCCCUCCCCAGACUGAUCGACAUGUCAGCCCAGAUUGCCGAAGGAAUGGCGUACAUCGAGCAAAUGAAUUCAAUCCACCGCGACCUGAGGGCAGCCAACAUCCUGGUGUCUGAGACCCUGUGCUGCAAGAUCGCGGACUUCGGCUUGGCCCGCAUCAUUGACAGUGAAUACACCGCUCAAGAAGGCGCCAAGUUCCCCAUCAAGUGGACUGCCCCAGAGGCCAUUCAUUUUGGGGUGUUCACCAUCAAAGCGGAUGUGUGGUCGUUUGGAAUCCUCCUGAUGGAAAUCGUCACUUACGGGCGUGUACCCUAUCCAGGAAUGAGCAACCCCGAGGUCAUCCGCAGCCUGGAGCGCGGCUACCGCAUGCCGCGGCCCGACUCGUGCCCGCCAGAGCUGUACCGCAGUGUCAUCGCUGAGUGCUGGCGGAGCCGGCCAGAGGAGCGGCCCACCUUUGAGUUCCUGCAGUCAGUGCUCGAGGACUUCCACACGGCCACGGAGCAGCAGUACGAGCUGCAGCCCUAGGCCCUGGCGCAGGAACACGCGUCCGGGGCCCGCGAGGCCCAGGGAUGGCUUACAC